AUGGGCGAAAAUCUUGAACAAUUCAGUAUUGAAAUUAUCAUUGAAAAUAAACUGUCAACCUGGAUUCUGGAUAGAAUAUAUCGACAAUGGGAGGAACAAGAAAUGUGGUCAGAGAUUAAAACAAUUCUUAACGAAACUGAUUCAAAGAAAGAGGUUACGAGAAGCCAACAUCAUGAAGCAGCUAAAGGUGAAAUUAAUCCACGAUAUUUUCCAGAAGAAACUUUAGCUCUAACUAUAACGACUCCGCAAAUAUACAACUACAAAACAAAAGUUAAUAAUACGAAGAAGGUUAAUAAAACUCAAAGACCUUGUAUUUUUUGCAAUAAGAAUCACUGGGAUAAUGAAUGCCAAACUUAUUCUAGUCUAGAACAAAAAAUGCAACAACUAAAGGAAAACAACGCUUGUCUGAAUUGUCUUCAACCAGGAUACGGAAAUCAAUUGCAAAAAAAGAAAAAGUAUUUGUUUCCAUUGCAAAGGUCGUCAUAA
This is a messenger RNA of Dracunculus medinensis (Guinea worm), 486 nucleotides long. The record is from the annotation of a GenBank genome assembly. Lineage: Eukaryota; Metazoa; Nematoda; Chromadorea; Rhabditida; Dracunculidae.